AUGAGCACUUCGAAUUCCCUCCUGACCGUGAGUAGGUUCCUUGGAGUGGCUGCGUUGGGAAAAAGAGGUCCCAUCCGGUGGAUCCACUGCGUCUGGUGCCUGUCUCUGGUCUGCUACGUCUGGAUUGCUAGCAUCUAUAAAUGCCUGAGCUUCAAGUCCGCAAUGCCAACUAUUGAAAAGAUUCUUUAUCUAAUGGAAUUCCCUGGUAAUAUGGCAGUAACUGGAUUUCUGGCUUAUUAUGCUUUAAGAAAUCGUCCUUGUGCCCAGGACACAGAGCUGCAGAUUCAUCGCUUUGUUGGUGGACUGGAAUCCAAGGUUGCUAAACUUAUCUAUCGGAGACAUUGCCAGAGGAGCCUUCAGCUUGUAUGGGUGGUAAUAGCCUUUCAUGUUCUUUGCGCCCUGGUGGACAUUGGAACCUUUAACUUCGACUGGUGUGCAACUGCUUUUAGUAACAGCAUCUACAACCUGCCAGCUCUGAUGAUGAGCUUGGGCAUACUCCAGUAUGUCCAACCCGUCCAUAUACUGGGACUUUUGCUGGAGAACUUAAGGAUGCGCCUGGAGGAACUAAAGCUACACCAGAGACCACCGAUUAGUGCCACCAAAUUGGACGCCGACUACGAAGCCGCUUUUGGAGUUCUUGUGGAUGCGGGCGGUUGUUCAGGUCUACUUCUGGAGGAGUUGCGCACCAUGUGCUAUACCAUAGACCAACUGCACAAAAAGCUGAUGGACAAGUUUGGAAUAUUCCUGCUGCUGAACUUUGCCAACUCCCUGACCAGCUUCUGCGUGGAACUCUAUCUGGUUUUUAAUUUCUUCGAGACGCCUCUCUGGGAGGAGUCCUUGUUGCUAAUUUAUCGACUGCUCUGGUUAUGUAUGCAUGGUGGUCGUAUUUGGCUAAUCCUGGCGGUCAACACAUGGAUUUUAGAACAGAAGUGUCAUCUUUUCCAACUGAUAAAUGAACUGGAGGUGUGCAGUUCCCAUUUGGAGCGCAUUAUUAAUCGUUUUCUGUUUCAAUUACAAACUAGUCUGAGCCAACCCCCGGAGGCAUGUGGAAUCAUUCCGCUGGACACUCUUGAAGUGGGUGGGUUCAUCGGAGUCCUGAUGGCCAUUGUUAUAUUCCUGAUUCAAAUCGGCCUUGGAAAUAAAUCGCUAAUGGGAGUGGCCUUGAACAGAUCCAACUGGGUGUAUGUUUGA
Molecule: messenger RNA, 1191 nt
Organism: Drosophila bipectinata
Lineage: Eukaryota; Metazoa; Arthropoda; Insecta; Diptera; Drosophilidae
Gene: Gr59e
Product: Gustatory receptor 59e
Biological process (GO): sensory perception of taste
Cellular component (GO): membrane
Source: RefSeq, a predicted model, not a curated record